Blepharisma stoltei is the source of this 336-nucleotide messenger RNA. NCBI's taxonomy places the organism in Eukaryota, Ciliophora, Heterotrichea, Heterotrichida, Blepharismidae. The record is from the annotation of a GenBank genome assembly.
AUGACAAGUGGAGAUUGAAAAGCUCUUAUGAAAUUUUCAAAUAAACAUGAACAAAUAGUUAAAGAAUCUCACAAUAAAACAGAAGUUUUAAAUAGCCUGAUUUGAAAUCCCAAUAAAGAAAUCCAAAUAGGCAUAGAAGAAGAUAAUGAAGAGGAGAAGUCUGAUGAGGAAAUGAUUAAUAAGAAACCAAAAAUCGAAAGACUCACUAGAGUGAUGGACAAAACCCUCAUGAACCAUAAAAAAUAUGGGUUUUUAAAAGAUACGUCCUUAUCGCCUCAGCAACCUUUGGGAGAGUUAAAUAAAAUAAGCAAAAUUUUAAAAAAAACUGCAGAAUAA